This is a messenger RNA of Cynocephalus volans (Philippine flying lemur), 600 nucleotides long. Its product is annotated as CMRF35-like molecule 5. Gene Ontology annotation, molecular function: transmembrane signaling receptor activity. Gene Ontology annotation, cellular component: plasma membrane. The record is from RefSeq and is a predicted model, not a curated record. Bases 1 to 600 code for a protein of 199 amino acids. Lineage: Eukaryota; Metazoa; Chordata; Mammalia; Dermoptera; Cynocephalidae. The transcript has 4 exons.
AUGGCCCCGCAAGGCCAGAAGCUGUAUCUUUCCAGGGCCUUCCUGCUCCUGUGCCUCCCAGGCUAUUUCACUUUGAGCAUCCCCAGGGUGUUACAAGGUGCAGUGGGAGGGACGCUGUUGGUGACGUGCCGGUACAGUGAGGGAGAGGAAGGCCACAGGAAGUUCUGGUGCCGAGGGGCCAACUGGAAGGACUGUGUUCGGGUCAUUGAGACGACACAGGCAGAGAAGGAGGUGAGGCAUGGCCGAGUGACCCUCAGAGACAUCCCCAGAGAGCACCGUUUCCUCGUGACCAUGGAGAACGUGGAGAAGGGAGAUGCGGACACUUACUGGUGUGGGGUAGACAGGCCCACAAGUGGCCCCCAGGACCUGGUGGCAGUGACUGUUUUUCCAGGCUCAGGGACAGUUGCAGUGAGCACUUCUGAGACGUCGGCCAGCACAAGAGCCCUGGCCAUGACCAGCCACAUGCCCAGCCCUGGCCUCCCUGCCUGGCCCCUCCUGAUCUCUGCAAGCUUCCUGUUCCUGGUCCUGCUGAAGGUGGUCCUCCUUCUGGGCUUCAGCUAUGCUGUGAUCUGGUUGGCCUGGCUUCAGCGUCGCCUCUGA